Sparassis crispa is the source of this 1785-nucleotide messenger RNA. RefSeq lists its product as hypothetical. The transcript is spliced from 4 exons. Gene Ontology annotation, cellular component: nucleus. NCBI's taxonomy places the organism in Eukaryota, Fungi, Basidiomycota, Agaricomycetes, Polyporales, Sparassidaceae. Gene Ontology annotation, molecular function: DNA-binding transcription factor activity, RNA polymerase II-specific; RNA polymerase II transcription regulatory region sequence-specific DNA binding. The coding region runs from base 1 to 1785 and encodes 594 amino acids. The record is from RefSeq and is a predicted model, not a curated record. Gene Ontology annotation, biological process: embryo development; anterior/posterior axis specification; regulation of transcription by RNA polymerase II.
AUGGUUAAAUCUCUUCCAGCUUCAUUCUUAUCAACUUUACCACCAUCCGAGUCAUCUUACGACACGACUCCAACGAAUGACUUUCCUACACCACAGCCCCCAACAUCUCACCUGAUAGCACUAGGAAUUGAUGCCAAGGCUGCUCAUCGUAUCUCACAGAUCUACAUGCGAGCUGCAUUGCAGUUCAAGGCGAAAUGCGAGGUGCAGUACGAUCGCAUCUGUCGCGUUUUUCGUCAACGUGCUGUCACACAUCCUCAUGGCGAUUUAAAGUUGCAGUCAAGGUUGAGAGAUGUUCAUCUGGCCCAGUAUACGAAAAUGCUACGCCUCUGGCUUGAAAAAAUUAUUGGAAUGGUCGAAUCUCGUCUCGACGAGCUCAGAAGUCGAAAUUUCAAUGAAACGUCUCGCAAAAAUACUCGUCUGCCCUUUAACCAGGGUGCUAUUCCUAUCUUGGAGAAAUUCUUCGAGCGCAACGCGUUUCCCUCCCGAGCGGAGAAGGAGCAGCUCGCUUCUAUUGCUGACAUGGAUUACAAGCAAAUUAAUAUUUGGUUCCAGAAUCGUAGAAGUCGGUCGAAAAAACAGGGCAAGUCACUGACCAAAGGUACCACCUUCGUGGGUCUUCCAUCAGACCUUGCAGAUGUCAUGGCCGAUUUCAUGACUGAGGAUAACUCACUCCGUUCACAUCGAUCUCCAGGUCUCGACGAUGAAAAGCCAGGGAACACCUUCAAUGUGGAGGCUCCACCCCAUGCGUUUCCCACACUAUACCCGCCUCUCUGCUCGUAUAACCCCUUCCCAUCAGGCCUAAAUGCACGACGGUUUACAUCUCCUUGGUUCCGCAAGGCGUUACCAAGGGUUCAUUGGAGCUCGCCAUCUCCCAAUUUCGCUCUGUUCACACGUCUUUUUGCUAGAAUGAGCAUCUUCGACAGUGAGAAAAAGGAAUGCGAGUCGACAAAAACGUCGUCGACACCUUCUCACUCGUCGAUUCCCGUUGGUUUCGCCACUAUCUUACCGCACGUUCCCUCACCAACCUUACUUCAUCCUCCUGUCGUCGCGUCUUCCUCUUCUACUCCCAUCGUUCCCUCCGCUCGACUUGUACAGAGGACACACCGACGUUCUUCUUUGCCCUCUACACCCGAUCGAAUGUCUGCGCGAUUUACUCCGUAUGCGAGAAGUCGUAUCAAGACAUCCAGCACAAGUCGGAAGGUCCCUAUGCUACCCAAACGCCUGCCUACCAAUUCAAGUAUCAACCACCGUGGCUUUCCACCUGCGGCAUCGGACGUCGCUACGUCCUCGAGCCUGCCAUCACCAUCCAAAUUAACCCGGUCGCCAUCCCCAUCCUCAGCCCCUACCGACAGGAGUACAAAGACAGAUCCAAAUGUAUCAGAGAAGCCGCAAUUGAUUCCGUCCUCCGUGGUGUCUAUGCCGAGGAGAAACAUUUCCUCUCUCCCGAAGCGAGCUAAGAUCGAACAAGCUGCUGAACCAUCGGCACCUCCAGCCGUUAUCCAGUUCUCUCACACUCCAUAUUCACGUACCAUCUCGCGGUCGUCCUCCCUUAGCUCCUUGUCUUCAGAAGCAAGCUCUACAUCAUACAGCGAGAUUGAAACCCCGUUUUCUACACCUCCUUUACUUCCUGUCGGUCUUCCCGACCCGAAAACGUCGACAUCUGCGUUUGCCUUAGACCCGGCUUUCGACUUUAGCGAUCUCUAUAGUGCAUUUCCAUUGGAACGGUCUCUACUGGAUGAAGGCUCGGAGUUGGAUCUACUUUUGGAGGUCCUUACUGCUAAGUGA